AUGCGGAUCUGGCUCACAGUUCUCAUUCAGGCGUUUUUCGCCUCAUCCGUUCUUUCCCAAUUUCAACCGGACCCAGUUCCUGAAGUAGUCACACCUGCUCCUGCUCCUGAAGUCGUCCCACCUGCUGAAGGAUCAACUGAAGUUCCGAAUGCUGAUUGCUACUUGUGUGUACCGACUGUUCAAUGUGGAGAGACAAUAGAAGGAGAUUAUUCAAGUGGAGAUGUCAAUGUUCUGUUCAUGAAGGCAAUGGAAGAUGGGGACUAUUUCGUUGUGAAAGGAGAGGUAUUCCCAAAUGCUAAAAAAAUCUUCUUCGACAUCUUCAAAGAUUUGAAUGUAGGAAAAGCUCAAGAGGGUUUCGAGAAUCAGCGAACUCUUCUGCAAUUCAUUCAUUAUUAUGAGACCAAUGUGACAUAUUCGAGAUCCGGACUACAUGGAAUGAAUGAAAUGGAUUCCUUCCGUCCAGCUAUUCUUCCACUUCCAAUCAGAGAAAAGAAACCAUGGACGUUGAUGUUUAGAAUGCAUCGUAAUCAGACAGGAUUCGAGACAGGAGACGACAACGGAUGGUUCAACAACCAUGUCCCAUGGAAUGGAACAGCAACAACACAAUCAUUCAAUGUUCGAGGAAACUGGAAGACGACUUCUAUCGAAUUUCAUUGCGUCAACAGCACUCUAUUAUAA
This is a messenger RNA of Caenorhabditis briggsae, 678 nucleotides long. NCBI's taxonomy places the organism in Eukaryota, Metazoa, Nematoda, Chromadorea, Rhabditida, Rhabditidae. The transcript is spliced from 6 exons. The record is from RefSeq and is a predicted model, not a curated record. The coding region runs from base 1 to 678 and encodes 225 amino acids.